AUGGCAGAGUAUGACGAAGAAGAGAAUCCUUUUGCGAAUAUAGAUGGGUACAUCGAGGACACAAAUGUCAUUGUCCCUCCGCGAGUUGAUGCUACUACCUUCAAGGUGGAACAUGGGAAAUUUUACAUGGGUUUGGAUCCAUUGAACCAAUCGAUAGCCAAAAAUGCGGCGGAUGGGUCUUUCAUGGACAAAACAUUCCCAAGGAUUACAAAGAUUCUAGACAAGAUGGCCGAGCACAACCAAGCUUGGCACUUGGAAGAUACCACGGGUGGAAUUGCAUACGGUACUCCCUCAAUGACCAACAUGAUUAAGGAGAACCAAGAGAGAGACCAAGUGAUUACUGGGCUUGCCACCAACAUUAAUGUGUUGACCAAGAUGUUCACGGAAAGUCAGACUAAGAAAGUAAAUGUUGUGGAAGAUAUGCAACCCAUGGUGAAUCAAGAGUGCGAGGAAGCAAACUUUGUCCAUAAUUCUCAAGGUGGUUAUCGCCAACAAAAUCAAUGGAGGCCUAACCCGAAAAGGCAAGGCCAUCAACAGUGGCGCAAUGAUCAAGGUGGAUCAAGUCAAGGUAAUUGGAGCAACAACAACAACAACUAUGCAAACCAGAGUUCAAACCCCAAUGUUCCACCAAAGGGGCAAUACUCUAACUCCUCUCAUUAUAAGGAAGGUUCUUCAAGUGAGUCCAAGUUGGAGGGCAUGCUUGAAAGAAUAUUGAAAAAUCAAGAAAGAGGCGACAAUACAAUGAAAAAUAUGGCCGAACUUGUGGGGUCACACACCGCAUCCAUACAAAAGCUAGAAAUGCAAAUGAGAGAUUUGUCAAGAGAGCAAAAUCCAAAGCUAAAGGGCACACUCCCAAGUGACACAAUUGCAAACCAUAAAGGUAAUGGGAGUGGUCCAACUUCUCAUUACAUGGCAAUUACCACACGAAGCGGGAAGGUACUUCAAGGAGAAAAUGAACAAAUUGUUGGAGUAGAUGAUCUUGAGCAAGAGUUUGAGGCACAAGUUGAAGUGCCGAUUGUUGUUGAAGUUGAAAAGCUCCCAAAAAAAGUGAAAGUCCAAGAAGCAAAUCAUGAAAAGAUAAAGGAAAAGGUGAAAGAGGCACCAAAAGAUCUAGCACUAAUUCCUAGACCUUCCCCUCCGUUUCCUCAAAGACUUACUAGGAGGGUUGAUGAUAGCAAAUUCGAGAAAUUUUAUGACAUUCUCAAGCAAUUGUCGGUGAACAUACCAUUUGUGGAAGCCUUUCAAGAGAUGCCGUGUUUUUCUAAAUACUUAAAGGACUUGAUAACCAAGAAAAGAACCACCAAGAAUGAAGUGGUGAAUGUGACUCACCGGGUUAGCUCCAUUAUUGCAACAACCACCAUUAAAAAUAAAGAAGACCCGGGAGUAUUCACCAUUCCAUGCACUAUUGGCUUGCGAGAUUUUGCAAGAGCUCUUUGUGACAAUGAGGCUAGCAUUAACUUGAUGCCUCUUGCUAUUUACAAGCAAGCAGGGUUAAGCAUGCCGAGACUUACAAGCAUGAGGUUGCAAAUGGCCGAUCGUUCAAUCAAAAGACCAGUGGGAAUUAUUGAUGAUGUCCUAGUGAAAGUGGAAAAGUUCCUCCUUUCGGCCAAUUUUGUGAUCCUUGACUGUGUCGUUGACAAAGAAAUCCCUAUCAUCUUGGGAGGCCAUUCCUUGCUACUGGAAGAGCACUUAUGGAUUCGGAACGAAAUGAAAUCAAGUUCUGAGUUAAUGAUGAAGAGGUCACCUUCCAAGUAA
This is a messenger RNA of Nicotiana tabacum (common tobacco), 1755 nucleotides long. The record is from RefSeq and is a predicted model, not a curated record. Lineage: Eukaryota; Viridiplantae; Streptophyta; Magnoliopsida; Solanales; Solanaceae.